GAAAGACGUCAGUUGAAAUUGCGGGCAGCAGCUUUCUGCCAAUUCUAGACGAUGACCCUUGACCUGGAUGAAUGCAUCGAACGCCUUUAUAAGAAUCAGCCGCUUGCCGAGCCUGUUCUUAGGGAGAUCUGCGAGCGGACGAAGGAAGUCUUGAUGAAGGAGAGCAAUGUCGUUCACAUACAAGCACCAGUAACAGUUGUCGGUGACAUCCAUGGUCAAUUCUAUGAUCUGAUAGAGAUCUUCAAGAUUGGAGGAUACGCACCACAUACAAACUACCUGUUUCUAGGGGAUUAUGUCGACCGCGGACUGUUCAGCGUCGAGACAAUCUCGCUAUUGACAUGUCUGAAGCUACGCUAUCCUGAUAGAGUAAACCUUAUCCGCGGCAACCAUGAGUCAAGAGGUGUUACGCAGUCAUAUGGGUUUUAUGCCGAAUGCAUCCGAAAGUAUGGCAGCGCGAAUGUCUGGCAUUACUUCACAGACAUGUUUGACUUUCUGACGUUGUCUGUUGUCAUUGACAAUCAGAUUUUCUGUGUACAUGGAGGAUUAUCACCAUCUAUUCAUUCGAUUGAUCAGAUUAAGAUCAUUGAUCGCUUCAGAGAAGUUCCGCAUGAGGGACCUAUGGCAGAUUUAGUAUGGUCAGAUCCUGAUCCUGACAAAGAUGAGUUUUCAAUUUCACCACGUGGAGCGGGUUAUACAUUUGGCGCACAAGUGGUGAAGAAGUUCCUUCACGUUAACAAGAUGGUCCACAUCCUUCGCGCACAUCAGUUAUGUCAGGAAGGGUAUCAAGUGUUAUACGAUGAUCAAUUAUCAACAGUAUGGUCGGCGCCGAAUUACUGCUAUCGAUGCGGUAAUAUGGCGUCGGUUUUGGAGGUGAACGAGCACGGAGAGCGAUUCUUCAACGUAUUCGACGCAGCGCCAGAAAACGAGCAUGAUGGGCCUGCGCAGCAGAAUCUACCGAACAAGCAAACCAUCGAAUACUUUUUGUGAUCACAGUUAUACCCUUGCAUGAAUGCUUGAACAGCAUAGUGGAACACGGAAAUUAAGGAUAACAGGCGUUUUGUGUCGG
Molecule: messenger RNA, 1066 nt
Organism: Saitoella complicata NRRL Y-17804
Lineage: Eukaryota; Fungi; Ascomycota; Saitoellomycetes; Saitoellales; Saitoellaceae
Product: Metallo-dependent phosphatase
Exons: 5
Coding region: 52-987 (311 amino acids)
Biological process (GO): peptidyl-serine dephosphorylation
Cellular component (GO): FAR/SIP/STRIPAK complex
Molecular function (GO): protein serine/threonine phosphatase activity
Source: RefSeq, a predicted model, not a curated record